Messenger RNA from Trichobilharzia szidati, 7527 nucleotides. Lineage: Eukaryota; Metazoa; Platyhelminthes; Trematoda; Strigeidida; Schistosomatidae. The record is from the annotation of a GenBank genome assembly.
GGCAUUUGAACUUAUUUUUUGUUACUGCGCGAAGCUGUUAUGGUUUUUGCUUUUUGGAAGCGUCCUGCUAAAUCUGAAACUCAAAAAAUUUCGUGUGAAGGAUGUACAUCAGAUAUAGAAGGAUAUCAAUUUUCUCAUGUGCGGUAUGCGUUUAUGGUAGCUGGCUGCGUUUUGACGGGUGGCCUUUUGCGGUUAUUGUUCCACUGGUUUCCCCAAUGGAUGCUGUGGUGCACUCAUAAAAGUUCGGAACUCCAUGAGGCUCACAAGGUGAAAAUCAAGGAUAUUUCAGGUGUAUUUAUACAUAAUAUUGUGUAUCCUUCAUCAGAAAGCCCAAGGUCUCUGGAUAACUCUUCUGUAACGUCUUCAUUGACUCUUGAAGACCAGACAAAGCACCCAUACUUUAUACAUAAAAAAUUAAAGUAUAUUUGGAAUUUCGAGAACGAACAAUUUGAAGUACUUCAGAACUGGGAUGAACGUUCGUAUGAUGAAAUUCUAAACGCACAGGCUCUGGACUCGGAAUUGAUCGAAACCCGCCGAGAUUUGUAUGGAAUUAAUAAAAUUGAUGUCAGUCUUACUCCUAUCGUAAGGCUUGUUUUGAAUGGGUGCCUUACUCCCUUCCACUGUUUUCAAGUAUUCAGCUGUGCAAUUUGGUUUUGCGUCGAAUACGAAAUAUAUGCCACUUGUAUUGCUGUUUUUUCCGUAACUUCACUCAUAUUUCAAGUUUACGAGCUUCGUAAAAAUGAACGUGCGUUGAAGGAAACUGUUUGCAUUUCUUCUAAAGUCAGUGUUUGCAGACGCUGUGGUGGUGAGGAAGAUUUUGAAUUAGUCGACUCAACCGAAUUGGUACCAGGUGAUUUAAUUGCGAUUCCAAGUAGUGGAUGUCUGAUGCAAUGUGAUGCAGUUUUGUUAAUGGGCAAUUGUAUUGUAAAUGAAAGUAGCCUGACUGGUGAGAGUGUUCCAAUUACGAAAAUCCCUUUACCUAGUUCACAAUACAAGAACGUACCAUUUGACUUUCGUUCCUCUGCACGACAUAUCCUAUUUAGUGGGACAUCUAUAAUUCAAACACGUGGGGAUAUCAACAAGCGUGUCUUGGCUGUAGUCAUCCGAACAGGAUUUAUGACUACUAAAGGUGAACUCGUACGGUCUAUUAUGUUCCCUAAGCCUAUGAAAUUCAAAUUUACUCAAGAUGCAUAUCAAUUCUUAGGAGCUCUUUGUGCAGUGGCGCUUGUUGGUCUCGUUGUUUCCGUAUACUUAAUGUACUGGAAUAAGAAAGACCUAUACUACAUAAUUUUGAGGCCAUUGGAUUUGGUGACUAUCGUAAUACCUCCAAUCCUUCCAGUGGCAAUGAGUGUUGGAAUCGUUUUCGCUCAACGUCGACUUCGAAGUCAUGGCAUAUACUGUAUAAAUCCAAGUGUUAUGAACGUGUGUGGUGUCAUUAAUCUCACCUGUUUCGACAAGACUGGGACACUGACGGAAGAUGGUUUGGAUCUGUGGGGUGUUGUUCCAAACAAAGAUGGUAUUCUUGGAAAGCCUGAAUUUGAACCAUCGAAAAUUGAAAACACACCUUUGAUUGAGUGUAUGGCUACAUGCCAUUCUUUGACUCGAAUAGAUGGAGUUUUAUCGGGUGACCCACUGGAUAUUAAAAUGUUUCAAUCUACUAAAUGGGAAUUUUUGGAAGUUGUGUCAGAAGAUCAACACAAGUUUGAUCAAGUCGUAUCUGCAAUCGUUCGCCCCAAAGAUACAGAAGGUGAUUUAUUCGAAGAAAUGCCCUAUGAAAUAGGAAUUAUCCGUCAGUUUCCUUUCAGUUCUUCUCUACAACGGAUGUCUGUAAUAACACGAACACUAAAUGAAUCUCAAUUUCAUGUAUAUACCAAGGGCGCUCCAGAAACAAUUGAAGUUUUAUGUCGACGUGAUACAAUUCCUGCAAAUUUCCACUCAAACCUACUGGAAUAUACUCGAGAAGGAUUCCGCGUACUGGCACUGGCUUGGCGUCCGAUUAAAUCAUCUUAUUUGCGAAUCCUACGAUUAUCACGUGAUAGAGUCGAGAAUAACCUUUUAUUUCUCGGUUUUCUCGUAAUGGAAAACCGUCUUAAGCCUGAAUCUGGCCCAGUAAUCAAAAUUUUACGACAAGCUAAUAUACGUCCAGUUAUGGUGACAGGUGAUCAUAUGCUGACGUCCCUUUCUGUUGCUCGAGACUGUGAGAUGAUUGACGAACUGGAUCGGGUUGUGAUUGUAACCGCUAGACCUCCUCCAGCUUCUUUUCCAUGCAGUGAUUUUCCGUCGGAGGGUUCAACUGAGAAUCAACCAGUAAAUAUAAGAGGAGAUGGCUUACCAUUUACAGCCACUGUUAAUGUAAAUAAAAAUACGACAAAUACAGGAGAUAAUAAUAACUUCCCUGAUGAACUAAUAAACUCCUUAGUGCAAUUUCAUUAUGCAGAAGAUCUCCAUAAACCAGUCACUGAAGUUGCAACUACCAACGUACAAGUGAAACGAGAUUCAACUAAAACUGAUCACAAAUUGACAACAAAACUACCAAUUAUUGGGCGUAUAAAAAGCAAAUUCUCCUUCAACCACUUGAGAAUCCCGAAAGAUGUUAAUGAGUUGUCUGUGACAGACAAGUUUUCGGAAUUAGAUGUCGAGAAAUGUUUAUACGAAAAUGGUCAAAAACAAGUGGAUGGUUUGAGCAAUUCUAGGAAAAAAAGUUCCGCUGAGAAUCGAUAUGCACUAUCAAUUCGCAUGAUUGACAGACCCGAUUUCCAUUUGGCUAUCUCAGGCAAAACAUGGUCUAUUAUUCAAGAACAUUAUCCCUGGCUAAUACCCAAACUGGUUGUCAAAGGUACGGUAUUUGCUCGAUUCUCUCCAGAACAGAAAGCACAAGUUAUUGAAGCACUACAGUCAGUCGGCUACUUUGUCUCAAUGUGUGGCGAUGGUGCAAAUGAUUGCGGAGCUUUAAAAGCAGCUCAUGCUGGUAUUUCUCUAAGUGAAGCUGAAGCAAGUAUCGCUAGUCCUUUCACAUCGAAAAAACAAAAUAUAAGCUGUGUUCCUAUGCUUAUUAGAGAAGGGCGUUGUGCACUUGUAACGAGCUUUGGGACUUUCAAAUUUAUGGCUGGCUAUUCGCUUAUCCAAUCAUUUUCCACCAUAAUAUUAUUUGUGAUCGGCAGCAAUUUAUCCCAAUGGGAAUUUUUGUACUUUGAUUUCAUUAUCAUAACAACUCUAAGCUUAACAUUUGGUUACACGCAUGCUUAUCCACGUCUGUCCGCUGAACCGCCCACAAUGAGAUUAUUCAGCAUGGUGACGAUGAUUUCACUAUUCGGUCAGGUGGUAAUUGGAUUCACCAUUCAGUGCACUGCAUUUCUACUGAUUCGCUUCCAAUCUUGGUAUAUGCCACUGUUUUCAUACUCAGACGAUAACGAAUACAAAAACUUUGAAAAUACAGCCAUUUUCAUUGUAUCCAGUUAUCAAUACAUAAUUCUGGCUGUUGCUUUCUCGAAGGGUGCACCAUAUCGCAAGUCUAUUAUUUCUAACUAUGCUUUUGUGAUAAAUAUUGCCAUUUGCUUGGCUUGCAAUUUGUAUCUUACAACACAUCCAGUGAGACAGAUACUUGAUCUUUUGCAGUUAACUCGAAUUCCCUCCGUUUGGUUUUUAACCAUCUUACAUCUUUUGGUUUUGGCAAACUUUUUGGCCAGUUAUAUCGUCGAAUCAAUUGUUGAUGGAGUUUCCUUCCGGCGUCGUAUACGGCGUGUUCGGCUAUCAUUAUUCCCCAGGCGAGUGGAACGCAAAGCCUAUGAGCGUAUUCGAGAGGAAAUCGACAGGUCAGCUGGUGUAUGGCCUCCACUUUUGAGGUCAGCAAGUCUUCAAGCACUACCAAGAGAUCUGUUUAGAGAUGAAGAUAUAGACUUACCGAUUCGUCCUAGAAGCAGGCGACUUUCGUCUGCUGUAUCCAACGAUACAGACAUUGAGGUUGCUUCUGUUCAAAGUGAAAAAACCGAUCGACGGCCACUUCCAUUCAGCAGCACAGAAUGUGAUAUUGAUUCGCAUACAGCAAUCGGAAAGUCGUUUUCUAACCUAGCGGAAAUAAAUGAAAACCAAAAUUCCAGCUUCAGUCAUGACGUACCAGUAAAAAGACGCAGUCUUUCACUAGAUUCAAAACAUCAUUACUCUACUGAUGUGUUACCUGAUGUGUUUGAAAAUUCCAAUGUUUCGAGUUCAUCGUCAGUUUUACUAACAACUGCUGUCAAAAAUACGAAUUCAGCUUUGGAUAGUAGGGGUGAGGAAGAAUCUAAAGGGAAUAAGAAAACUGUCGAUGAAUCAUUAACUUAGUUCACUAAAAACAAAAUUUGAAGUACUUUGUUAAACAAGAAAAUCUACUUCAUUCCUGUACACGAAGUUAUUUUUUUCUAGUGUUCAUAAUCACUUAGUGUUUCAGAAGGUUGGUAAACUUAACUUUACCUCUAAAUGCCAAAAUUGUGUACUUUUCUGUACACUUUCAAGUGUAAUGAAUAAUUUCCAGUGUGUUUUAUAUAGCUUUGGAAAUUUGUCAGUUGCACUUAAUGUGAUUUGUUUGACCUAUUUAAAUGCCAAAAGAAUAUUUAAUUAUAUACUCUCUAUGUAGAAAAGCCUAGUUGAUUGUGACCGAAAAUUUUCUUUCUUGCUCACAACAUUUGUAAUUAACUUUAAUUACUUCUUCGUAAGAGUAAUCAGCAAAUUGAUAAACUUACUAAUUCCACUCCUAGCCCAAAAUGUAAACUUAAUUCACGUUUAUUGCCUGUUAUACUUUUGCAGAAUUUGACAAUAAAAGAUUUUUAUACAAAUCCGAUUUAUUCGAGUUAAUCAUAUCAAUUUUCAGGCGUAGUUAACUAUUUUCAAAUUAAUACGCCUUCAGUAGCAUUUCUUCUGAUUUAUUUUAGUUCAUUCAUAAGCUAUACAACUAUAGGUUGAUCAUCUCUGAUUAUGUUUCAUCAAAUUUGGUGAGACUAAUUAUUCACCUGAGAAAUUUAUCUUUAUUUUCCGAGAUUCAUAUCAUUUGUGAGUGAAUCGUGAAGUAAACAUUAGCGUAAAUAUCUACUAGAAGUUUAGUUAAAUAGAUGCUGACCUUCAGCAUUUAAAAAACUAGUCAUAAGAAGUAACUACUCCUGAGGUUACUGUGAAAUAGUGUUAAUUUUAAUUUUAAGAAAACAAAAAUAGUUUGAGCAAAGAAUAUUCUUUUCGAUAACUUCGUCCGGCUUCAUAAUUCAGCAGUAAUUGUUAUUGACAGUAUUGGUGUUUUAAAAAUAAUAAUGACCGGUUACAGCCGAUGGCCGUCGCUCUGUGGAAUGAAGUAAAAAAACAUCCUUGACAAAUUAAUUGAUAUGCAUCCUGCGAUAAAAUUUACCAUAGAGAAUGAAAUAAAUGCUAUUACUUUAUUCCUAAACGGUCUUAUGACUGGAAAAGAGGAAAGUACAAUAAAAAGGAUGAUAUACGGAAAAUUUCCACGGAGUGGUCAGAGGACUCACUUUUUGAGCUUCAAAUCUUUAAAGUGUAAACAUAAUUUAAUACAGUGUUUGAUUCACACAGCGAAAGCAGUCUACUCUAAUGAAUGCCUUAAUGAAGAAUUCUAUAUUAUAAAACAAUAAACGAGUGAAAAUGGUGAUUCUGAAAAGUUCAUUGACAACCACAUGAACACAAAGUCAAGGAAAAGCUAAUGUAUCAACAGUUCCGAAGAAGACCUUGUUCUUAGAACUUCAGUUGCUUGGUAAUAAAAUCAGGGAAACGAUAACACAAUGCCUAAGGAAUGAAGUUAAUAGGGCAUUCAGUGCCGCAGAAGUUCACUGUCUCUCCAUAACCAUCCUAAUUUAACACUCGGGAGUUAAAGAUAAACUGCCUAAUUCUACCUCAUGUGUGUAUAACUAUCAUUCUGACUGCUCCUUUACAGCCGGUUACAUUGGGCAUACGACUAAGCGUGUAUGUCAUUGGAUUUCUGAACAUUGUCCCCCAUGGUUAAGUUAGGGAAAAACAAAGUCCAUUUGCAGCUCUGUUUAACUCAUAGAUAUUGAACACAAUUUCGGUGUUAAGGCUCUCAGAAUUAUCUACCAUAAGCAAAUUAAUCUCAAUUUCGCCGUACGAGUUCGUCUUUUACACAUAGCGUAAGUCGUCGGAAUUCAUCUUAAGAAGCCUAACUUAUGUGCUCAAGAUGAGUUUGUUUUUGGAGUCUUUCCCCACCUUGGCCAUCACUGUUUUAACUAUCUUUAAUUGUCACUUAAAUUUCCUUCUUGAUAUUAACUGAUAUAUAAUUUAGUAUAACAUUUUUUAUGCCUAUUAUCAUAUACACAUGCUCUUGGACCGUAAUUCCAUUGAUCUUGAAAACUGCAUUUUAUUUUGAAAAAAUAGCGGUAUCGUCAAUAACGAGGAAGUUACCGAAAAGAAUAUUCUUUUCCCAAACUUUCUUCUCUGAACAAGGGCUUUCGGUCUUAAUCACAGAGCAAACAGCAGUUAAGUUUUAUAUAUUUUACGGAAGAAUUUUGCAUUUUUCUAGCCGUAUCAUUCAAUACUUUGUAGCAGUUGUCAUGAUUUAACUGUCAUUCCUAAUUUAGGGACUAUAAACAGACUGUAUAUCAUUGAACCUUUAGAUCGUUAGGAUUAAAACAGAAUAUAAUGAUAAUACGAAUACCUCAUAACGCAGUGAUGUCUACAUGUGGGUUGUUCAAGAAAACAGUUGGUAGACGUUAAAUAUUCAUUGUUGUUGAAUUCCAUUCUUGGCAAAAGUUGAAAGACCCGGUCAAAGUCUCAGUCUUUCAACUUUUAAUGGAAAUUUACUCUUGUUCUCCUUUUUCUUGCUUUAAAGAAAAUGUAUAAACAAGUAAGAAUUUACACAGCAUAUGGUAAAACAAACAUUGAUUACAUUACUAUUGUAUUUUGCUAUUACAUGUUGUUGUUGUUUUUCCUGCAAUCGAUUGCAGUGUUUUAGAUUUAUUGUUGAUGUUUAUUUUAUUUUCAAGGAGUCUUCUAGUGUGAAUUUCGCCUGUUAACAACAACCAGUGAACAUUCAAGUUUCUAUACAGGUUACAAAUGUCUUUAUAACCGAGGUUACUUUGGCAAUGGAAUUUAUGCAUUCUAGAAAACAGAUGUCCAAGAAUUUCAAAAGACGGUGUAUACAACGAAAACUACAUAAAGUGAUUUCGUUCAAAUAUCAAGUACAGUUGUGUGAUGACCAAUGUUUACUGUAGAGAGGAUUAUUGUAAAAAUACACUUGAAAAUCACAUUGCAGCAACAUGCUAAAACUCUGUGGGCUGUUACCUGUAUUUAUGUCUCUCUCUCCACCCCCUCUCUGCCUUCAGUGUUAUUGCAGCAGAGAAUAACGUUCAUCAGUCUACCUCUAAUUAUAUGAUCGAUUCUCAUUCCGAAGGGUUAAUUUCACUUGAAAUUUUUUUUUUUUUUUUUGGUUUCUGAAAUUCAACCAUUUUUAAAUUCUUUCGAAAGGUCACGAUUUCAGUUGGCUUUUUUUUAUGGGGGAAUGAGAUUUCGAGUUUUAUUUUAACUUUUUACCGAUUU